AUACACAACUGUAUGGUGCUUUAUGGUGUAACGAAUGAAGAUAAAGCGAAUAUCGCGUUGUUUGUGUAUCUGUACAACACUUAAGUAAACGUACCGAAAGUCAAUUUUUGAAUGAUAAGACAGCUCAGAUGCUGUUUGUGUGCUGCCUCACUCUCUUCACUCUCACAUUAUAUAUUACAGUCGUUGAAAUUGUCAAAGACGAUCGUGAAAAUGAAGGUGCAAUCAGUUCUCGGUCCAAUCGAUCCAUCUCAACUCGGCCGCACUUUAACGCACGAGCAUUUAUCGCUCGAUUUCGAUUUCUUCUACAGCGAACCACCGAAGCAGCUAAAUGAAUUGUUUACCAAUGAAAUCACGCUCGCCAAUGUGGGAGCUAUCCGCCAGUAUCCGUACGGCAGUCACUAUAACAUAAACUUUUACGACGCCGACACCCAUCGCAAUGUGAUCGACGAUGUGCUGCUGUACAAGAAAUACGGUGGCGGAACAAUCGUCGAGAACUCUUCGUACGGAUUGAAGAGAAACGUGCGCUUUAUGUAUGAUGUAUCGAUCGGAACGGGUGUUCAUCUGGUUGCUGGUACCGGGCAUUAUAUCAACAAUUUGCAGACGGAAGAUCAUUUAGCUAUGAGCGUGGAGAGCAUGGUGAAUUUGUAUGUGAAUGAGAUAGAAAAAGGCGUCGACUUGAACGGGGAUGGGAAGACAUUCGUGAAGUGUGGAUUCAUUGGCGAAGUUGGAAGCGUCUAUCCGAUUCACGAAUUCGAACGGCGAGCAAUUGAAGCGACUGGCAUAGCUCAAGAACAACUUCGCUGUCCGGUUUCCUUCCAUCCGGGCCGAGAUGCCGCAGCUCCAUUCGAAAUCGUUCGGCUUUAUUUGGAAGCGGGAGGCAAGCCGGAUAAAUGCGUAAUGUCACAUUUAGAUCGAACAAUUUUCGAUUCCGAGAAGUUGCUGGAAUUCGCCGAAUUAGGUGUCUAUUGCCAGUUCGAUUUAUUCGGAACGGAAUGUUCACACUACCAAUUGAAUCCGGCGGCUUAUAUGCCGUCAGACUAUCAGCGCAUCCAAAGCAUCAUUAAAUUGUCGAAGGAGGGCUUUACUAAUCGCCUGCUGAUAUCGCAUGAUAUUCAUACCAAACAUCGGCUGGUUGGCUUCGGAGGCCAUGGAUACGCUCAUAUACUGAACAACGUUCUUCCAAGAUUCGUCACCUAUGGACUGACUGAUGAACAAGUCGAUCAAAUUACAAUUACGAAUCCGGCCGAUUGGCUCUCAUUUUCAUUGAAUGCGACGCAGUAACACUGAUGAGACUGGCAAAUUUGAAUGGCGCAAUUAACACCACACCGUGAUAACAGCACACCGUAAAUGUAGGUCAUCGCAAAAAUGAAAUCCAAAACAACAGUUGCGUUCCGAUCAGUUUCGGUGUACAUAUAUAGCGUAGGUAUAAUUGUAUUUGAAUGUAAAUGUUCGCUUUCAUCAUAAUAUCGUUUGUGUUCCGACAUUUAUUCAAUAAAUGCGCCGUUCGCGAGCAUCACCAAAUGGAA
Bradysia coprophila is the source of this 1526-nucleotide messenger RNA. RefSeq names its product phosphotriesterase-related protein. The record is from RefSeq and is a predicted model, not a curated record. Gene Ontology annotation, biological process: catabolic process. Lineage: Eukaryota; Metazoa; Arthropoda; Insecta; Diptera; Sciaridae. Gene Ontology annotation, molecular function: zinc ion binding; hydrolase activity, acting on ester bonds.